Molecule: messenger RNA, 1116 nt
Organism: Mesoplodon densirostris (Blainville's beaked whale)
Lineage: Eukaryota; Metazoa; Chordata; Mammalia; Artiodactyla; Ziphiidae
Gene: SPZ1
Product: spermatogenic leucine zipper 1
Cellular component (GO): nucleus
Molecular function (GO): DNA-binding transcription factor activity
Source: RefSeq, a predicted model, not a curated record
AUGGAAGUGCCCACCCUCUCCAAAAGGCUUAAGUCUCCUGAUCUCAGUGAAGAGUCUUUGGACCCUAGGAUUAUCAUUGCCUUAUUUGAAACUGGAUCACUUCCCCCUGUUUCUUGCAGUUCUCUCCCUUCCCUAAAAAACAGUGACCAUGAAGCAACCGAACAACGAAUUGCAAAGAAGUUUGAAAACCUCUUAAAAGAAAUUAAAGAUAUUGUUAAACAUAUGACAAGUUAUGAAGAGAAGGUCAUAGAAACAAAAGAAUCUUUUGAGGAAACCAAUAUCUAUGAGGAUGUGUCAGAACUUAAAGAAAAAAUCAGAGAACUUGAUAAAAUAAAUAAAGUACUAUUGGAAAAGCUGCUUGCUAGUUGGGACUUAGGGAAAGAACAGAGCUCAAAGAAACAGGAGAUGAUGUUGGAAAACCAGAAUUCCAAGGACACCAUGCAAGGUUGUGCAAGGGAUUUGGUAUAUUGUUCAGAAAGAAAAAAGAGCCUUUCAGAAACUCAACUAAGUAAGGAAAAAGCAAAGCACAGAUUCCCUCUUGUUCAAGAAGAAAAUAUCAAACUGAAGUACAACAUGGAGCAGUUACUACAGGAAGCAAAACACUGGAGUGUGCAACAUACUGAGCUCAGUAAACUAAUAAAAUCCUAUCAGAAAUCUCAGACAGACAUCAAAACUCUUGAAAAUAAUGGCGCCCAUUCCCCAACUCAAACGAAUAAUGGGGUGUCAGCUAAGCAUGAGCUGGAAGAACAAGUGAGGAAACUGAAACAAGACACAUAUUCACUGCAUUUGAUUACAGCUUUGCUGGAGAAUGAAUGCCAACUCUUAGAGCAGAGAGUAGAGCUUCUCAAGGAAUUCCAUCAUCAGAAAGAGGGACCUCUACAAGGGGAGCCAAUUCAGAUAAACUAUGAGCAGAACAAGAAAGAACAGAAGCUAUCAAAGGCAGAGAAAGUCGACAUACAUAAGCAAAACAUGCAAGAAAUGUUUCAAAAAGGAGACCAAUUCUAUAGAAGCCUGGGUGUUUGUCAUAAAAAGAAAGCUCGUAAUAAUUUGUUCAAUACUCAUAUUGCAAGAAGAGCUCUUGUAGGAAAAAAGAGGCCAGCCAGCAGCCUAAGUUAG